UUUUAGCAUAUUCAAUUUCCAUCUAGCUAGCUUGUAGCUGUUAGCUUAAUAUAUUUGUGGUGGUUAGCCGACGUACGGUGGUGGACUAGAUGGGAAGACAACCUUGUUGUGACAAGUUAGGGGUGAAGAAAGGGCCGUGGACCGUGGAGGAAGACAAGAAGCUCAUCAACUUUAUUCUUGUGAACGGUCAAUGUUGUUGGCGUGCGGUACCUAAGCUAGCUGGACUCCGUCGUUGUGGUAAGAGUUGUCGGCUACGAUGGACCAACUACCUCAGACCAGACUUGAAGCGUGGCCUCCUUAACGAGUCCGAGGAACAGCUUGUUAUCGAUCUCCAUGCUCGCCUUGGCAACCGAUGGUCAAAAAUAGCAGCAUCGAUGCCAGGACGAACAGACAAUGAGAUUAAGAAUCAUUGGAACACUCAUAUCAAGAAAAAGCUUUUGAAAAUGGGAAUAGAUCCGGCGACUCAUAAGCCUCUUCAAAAGGACACCGAUGCACCUAAUCCAUCAUCUCAAAAACAUUCGACACAAUCAAGCAAUGACAACCAUGGAAGUACCGAUAGUUCCAUUGGAAGCGUCGAGGAGAAUCUAAAUUGCUGUGCACCUUCCGAAAGCUCCCAAAAUAUUGAAGAAAAUGGAACAAAACCUUUGUUACAAAGCCUUCACGAGGAUGACAAUAAGUUGUUAAGCUACCUUUUAGGUGAAAGUGAACCUCCAGUUUUUGAUGUAUCAACAUGGGAGUUACCAAACAACGGUGUUAAUAGCUUUGCCUCAUGGGAUGAUUGUGGCACAUGGUUAUUAGAUUGCCAAGAUUUUGGUGUUCAUGAUUUUGGACCAGAUGCUAAUUUCGACGAUGUUGAGAUUAACAUCUUAAAUACAAACUAGUAAAAGAAAAUGUACGUGUCUUAAAAUGAGAAGAUGGAA
This is a messenger RNA of Erigeron canadensis, 920 nucleotides long. Its product is annotated as MYB-like transcription factor ODO1. The transcript has 2 exons. The coding region runs from base 90 to 881 and encodes 263 amino acids. The record is from RefSeq and is a predicted model, not a curated record. NCBI's taxonomy places the organism in Eukaryota, Viridiplantae, Streptophyta, Magnoliopsida, Asterales, Asteraceae.